Brassica napus (rape) is the source of this 1410-nucleotide messenger RNA. RefSeq names its product transcription factor MYB61-like. Lineage: Eukaryota; Viridiplantae; Streptophyta; Magnoliopsida; Brassicales; Brassicaceae. The record is from RefSeq and is a predicted model, not a curated record. The coding region runs from base 169 to 1209 and encodes 346 amino acids. Gene Ontology annotation, biological process: regulation of stomatal movement. The transcript has 3 exons.
AGUCCUAUUAAUAUACUAUCUCUCCCUGGAGCUCUGUUACUUCAUUUUCUCCACCUUUCUUCUCCUCAGAUUCCUUUAGCCUUCAAAAGUUUCAUAUAAAGAAAAAAAAUAGAGCUUUCUUCUCUUUCAUUGUUCCUUUACACAGCAUUGCAGCUUUUAAUAAACUAAAUGGGGAGACAUUCUUGCUGUUACAAACAAAAGCUGAGAAAAGGGCUUUGGUCUCCUGAAGAAGACGAGAAGCUUCUCAAUCACAUCACCCAUCAUGGCCAUGGCUGCUGGAGCUCUGUCCCCAAACUCGCUGGUUUGCAGAGAUGUGGAAAGAGUUGUAGAUUGAGAUGGAUCAAUUACUUGAGACCUGAUUUAAAGAGAGGAGCUUUCUCUCCAGAGGAAGAGAAUCUCAUCGUCGAGCUUCACUCUGUUCUCGGAAACAGAUGGUCACAGAUUGCGUCUAGACUUCCGGGAAGAACCGACAACGAGAUCAAGAAUCUAUGGAACUCUAGCAUAAAGAAGAAACUGAAGCAAAGAGGCAUUGACCCGAACACACACAAACCCAUCACCGAAGCUGACAACAACAAACCAACAAGAGGCAGCAACAACGACCACAAGUCUCCUAGCUCCUCUGCUGCAACUAACCAAGACUUCUUCCUGGAAAGGCCAUCUGAUUUCUCAGACUACUUCGGUUUUCAGAAGCUUAACUUCAACUCCAACCUUACACCUGAGUCUUCACUCUGCUCCAUGGUUCCGGGGCAGUUUAGCCUCGGAAACAUGGUUGGUUCUGUCUUUCAGACACCCGUUUGCGUAAAGCCUUCGAUUAGUCUUCCUCCGGAUAACAGUUCGAGUACUGUCUCCAGAGGAGACCAUACAGCAUCUAACUGGGAGUUUCAGACAAACAACACUUCGAACUUCUUCGAAAAUAGCGGUUUCUCAUGGUCAAUCCCUUCUUCUUCAGUAACCAAACCUAAUCCUAACUUUGAAGAAGUGAAAUGGUCAGAGUAUUUGAACACACCGUUCUUCAACGGAAGCACGGUACAGAGUCAAAGCUCUCAGCAGAUCUACAUCAAAUCAGAGGGAGAGUACUUAGCCAAGGUUUCGAACAUUACAGAUCCUUGGAGCCAAAGCCAGAACGAGAAUUUAAGCACACCCGAAGCUAGUGACGUGUUCUCCAAGGAUCUUCAGAGAAUGGCCGUCUCUUUUGGUCAGUCCCUUUAGCUUUUCUUUUAAUUCUAACAGAUGUAUAGAACAAAAACAUAUACCAUAUACACAUACGUAGAGUGGAGCUAAGUGUUCUGUAUAUUCAUGGGGGUGAAAAUUGAGCUGUCUUUUAUUUGUUAAGUGUGUUUUAUACGUCAAUUCUUCUUCUAUCUUAUGCAAACCUUUCAGUCUCAUAGUACUAUAUAUUCAUUUAUUUUU